AUGGACGUGGACGGGGAGGACGAGGAGGACUUGUUCGAUGCUAUCCUUCAACCCCCCGACCAGGACGAUCAAGACCUGCUGAGCUUCUUCCUUUCGCCGGAUGGACUCGAGACUACCACGACAACGGCAUCGGACACCACCAACGACAUCAUCUGCUCGCCUCCCCCUGCCGAUGGCGGUGGUGGUGGUGGUGGCAUGACCACCCGGUCGCGCAACAGCAGCGGCGGCGGCGGCGUUGGCGGCGGCGGAGUCAGAAACACGAGUAACAGCGGCAGCAUACCGAGCCUGUCGGAGAACUUCGGGAAUGCUGCUGCUGCUGCGGCUGCGGCUGCUGCGGUUGCUGUGGAGAGAGGGGGAGGAGGAGCUCAUGCCGGCAUGCCCAAGAAGUUGCUAGGCCCGCGGCCCCGCGGCAUAGGAAACGCAUCCGGGGUUGAAGCAAUGGAAGGGGUUGAAGACAAGCCUAGUAGGUUCGAAUCCACCAUCGGGGGGGGCGCGGCCAGCGGCGGGGACGGCGGGGGGGGUUGGAUCGGCGGGGUCAUGCCGCGCCACGGAAGGGCAUCAAGCCUGUCAGGCGUGCCUGGGGGUGGGGUAGAGGGGCUACCGCGGAGCCCCGGCGCUGCCGGUCUUGCUGCUAGCGGUGCUGCUGCGGGCUUUUCUGCUACCCAUCCCCCCGCUGGCGUUACGCCGAUGGGGCGUCGGUUGUCGCCCCCCCACGGGGGUACAACGUUGGGGGACGAGAGGCGGCAGAAGCGGCUGGCAAGGAACCGUGAGAGCGCGAGGCAGUCACGACGCCGCAAGAAGGAGCACCUCGAGCUGCUGGAGGAGAAGAGCCUGGGGGAGCUGGAGAGGCACCUCGCUGCUAUGGACGCCUCGGUGGCCGCUUCCUCCUCUGGCGGUGGUGACGGUGCUAGUAGUGGCGCCCCUCUCCCUUCGUCCUCCCCCCUGCCUGCAGACAUGGAGGACGCACUGGCGAACGGGCUGAGGCACAUGUCCGGCAGGGUCGGGGCGAACUGCGGCGAGCGAAGGGCGGUGGUGAGCCACCAGCUCAGGCUGCUGGAGGGCCUCGCGGCUCCGCCGCACACGCGCGUGCUCAUGUGGCUCGCUGUACAGGAUGAAAGCUUUUUCCGGGCGCGACAGCAGCAGCAGCAGCCACCCAACCUAGCUUCGGCCCGCCCACCAAACAUCGCCACCGACAUCAUCAGCCCCGGAAGCGGCGGUAGCGGCGGUGGCGGCGACGUCCGCAGCGCGGCCACGACAUUGCCGACGAACCAGACGAACCAGGAGGAGUCUCCUGACAACGGCGGAGGCGGCAGCGGUGGCGUGUCUCCGAGCAGUGCUACCUCGAACACCGUAGUGGCUUCGUCCUCGUGGUCGGCGGGAGAAGAGGGGGGCGGCGGCGGUGGCGGCGGUAGCAGCAGUGGCAGCAACAGUAGCAACAGUAACCUUUGGCGACUUCUCUGCCAGGAGCUGGGGCUUACCGAUUCCCAAGAAGGACAGUUUCUCCAGUUCCAGCGAGCAGUUGCGGCAAGCCCCCCUACGCUGGCGGAGAGAGAUCGACUCAGGAGGCUAUCUCGAGUGCUGGCGGGGCUCAGGGCUUCCACUGAGGCUUGCAUGGCGGACGUGCAUGCCAGAGCGGCCACGCUGAUGGAGAUACUCACUCCCUCGCAGACGGUGCGAUAUCUGGGCUGGGUGGCGAGAACAGCGGGGGACCCCGCAGAUUGUCCGACGACGCUUCCUUCCCUGACCAGCCUCUUGGCCGGUGCCGCUGAUACUUGUGCUUCCACCGAUACUCCCUCUACUGCCGCUACCGCCGCCCGACCUGUGCCACGAUCACCACCGGCGACCUUGCGAUCCGGGGGGGGGAAGGGUAUUGACAACAGCGGGGAGAGGGGAGAAGUGUUACGGCUGUGGCGCAAGCGAAACGAAAACUUGACGCUAGAGGAGAUGGAGUGGUUAGUGCUCUGGGUUAGACGUACGCAAAGUACGCGGCGGCAGCGACAGCAACAGUCACGAAGAAGAUAAUGCAGCGGCGGCGUCAGGACUAUUGGAAGCGACAUGAAUAUUGGCCAAUCAGAAAAUUGCGGGCCAUCUUCUCUCUCUCUCUUGAGUAGCACCGGCACGGGCAGUGAUAUGUGCGUGUGAUUUGCAGUUCGUGCAAGCUAUACUGCACUAGGAGGGAGGAUGUAUACCAUGCGGGAUUUUGUCGCUUCCUUGGGAGAAAUAGUAGUAGAGAAGUAGCAAUCCGAAAACAACGUCUGGAAACGUUUUCUGUCCGAUCAGCUUUAGGCUGCGUGAGCCAUGCAAACGCGGAAAAUAAUUUGUCAUCAGGUGGUGUAAAUGUUUUUUGUGGCUGUUGGUGUUGUCGUUGCAAAUUACUACUGUUUGUUUCGUGAGAGACAGCUGUGUUGUUUCGUGACAGCCAACUGCUCGCUGUGUCGUGUGCAAAACCCCGGAGGGGUGGGAGGCGGACAAGGUGUAAAAAAGGUUGCUCAUUGUCGUGUUUGUCGUAUGAUAACCGUUGUUGUUCAGAUGAUAACCGUUGUUGUUCAGAUCGCGUCUCAGCUGUUGUGACGAAACGUCAUCCUAUUCACCGACGAAACGUCAUCCUAUUCACCGACGUUUUUUUUUUUUG
This is a messenger RNA of Ectocarpus siliculosus, 2632 nucleotides long. Lineage: Eukaryota; Phaeophyceae; Ectocarpales; Ectocarpaceae. The record is from the annotation of a GenBank genome assembly.